GUACACUUUUCAUGUACGUCACAUUGUAGAAGCGUAACAAUUAAUUUCACGUGAUGCAUUGUUAACAACAGAAAAAUACAACCAUAUCCGCAAUGCCAGAAAAACCAGGGAAACACGAUAACAAAAACGAAGCAAAGGGGGAUCCGAAGUUAUCCCAGGGGAAAACUUACGACAUCCUCCCCGAGAUCCCGGGGGACAGGAGGACGAGGCCAAAGAAAACCGCAAAGAGGUCAGGUUUGGGCAAGAUGUAUGACAUCCUGCCAAGCAUUGGUCCUAACGUGUACACCUUCCAGGAGUUCCAGAAAAUAUACGAGGAAAACGAAAGACAGGUUGAGGAAACAAUGAAGCAGCGUAUGCAUGAACCACCAGGGAUCUUCAGCGAUAUGGGCAAGUUUCAGAACCUGGGUGAUGUCUCUGUGAAGAGACCAUCCUCCCCCCCUCGGGAUCUUGUGAAGAAGCGUCGCGGGCCGAAGAGGAAUCACCAUCUCGAUACAUAAAUGGACUUAGUUAUUUUUAAAUUGUAGAAACUUUAAAAGUAAUCAAGAAAGUCAUUUUUUUUUAAUUAACCUGAUAAAAUUAUCAUUUGGUUAGUGCAUGAACAUUUGUCAAAUUCCAUAUUUUUUCAUAAAAAGUUGCAC
Molecule: messenger RNA, 638 nt
Organism: Magallana angulata
Lineage: Eukaryota; Metazoa; Mollusca; Bivalvia; Ostreida; Ostreidae
Exons: 2
Coding region: 93-497 (134 amino acids)
Source: RefSeq, a predicted model, not a curated record